AUGUCUUCAGAGCAAGGGGCUCCCGGCUCCAAUGGAAGGCAGGGCGAACUGGGCUUUGAUUCGGCCCCAGAUACACCCCAGCAUCUUCCUGCAGGAUCCGAAUCUGUCUCCGGAACCACCACGCCUCAUAACCCCUCACAAGCAGCGAAGCAUGCGAAUUCGAGCAGUGAAUUGCUGCGUCGGCUGAGUUUGAAGGAGGUGCUCACCAUGCAACAAGCCGACCUCCAAAAGCAAUAUCCAAGCCUCAACCUCACGGGUCGAAUCAUAAGCGCUACCUUUUGUAUUCCGUACAGGCUUUACUUCCAGCCAGGUCGCGACUGGGAACUGAAACCUCGCCCCGGGUCCUCCGCCUUAUUUGACUCAUUUGCAUAUAUAGCUUCUGAAAAGUCAAGUUGGUCUCACACGCUUGUUGGUUGGACUGGGGAAGUGGAACCCAUACAGGAAACAGUCUCGCCUCUACAGCAACUCCGGACGAAUCCUGAUGCAAAGAUACGCACCUCGAUUGAUGCCACAGCGGGUGCGCUAAACAUGGGAUCAGCACCUCUGGUCCCUGAUACUAGCAAACUACACCCCCAAAACGCUGCCCCAGAGCCCUUUGCGGUGAGCCCCAAUGAUCGGGAGAAGCUAGAGGGACAAUUGAGUUCAAGUCGCUACGGCAAAAUCGUGCCCGUUUGGCUCACCGAGGAGUCCGAAGCCCCGCAGGAAACGGUACCCCUAGAAAACCAGAGCAGGUGGAGACGAUAUGCUGAGAAGCAACUAUAUGCUCUGCUACAUUAUAAGCAGAACGGUCCCACAGAUGGUAGAUUCGAGCGCGAGGCGUGGGCGGAUUAUGUCCGGCUGAAUCGGCUUUUCGCAGAGCGAAUAAUCCAAGAAUACAAGGAAGGGGACAUCGUUUGGAUACACGAUUAUCACUUGUUCUUGUUGCCGAGCAUAUUGCGGCAGCAUAUCCCAAAUGUCCACAUUGGAUUUUACUUGCACUCACCGUUCCCUAGCAGUGAAUUCAUGCGGUGUCUCGCCAAGCGAAAAGAGGUUCUGACAGGCGUUCUCGGAGCAAACAUGAUCGGGUUUCAGACAUUUUCCUAUUCUCGCCACUUUUCAUCCUGCUGUACCCGUGUUCUAGGAUUCGAGUCCAACUCUGCUGGCGUGGAUGCCUAUGGAGCGCAUGUUGCUGUGGAUGUAUUCCCUAUUGGGAUCGAUGCCGAAGCAAUACAAAAGGCGGCCUUCGAGAAUGAAGACACCGAACGGGCUGUCGAAGCACUGCGGGAGCUGUACGCAGGAAAGAAGAUUAUUGUGGGCCGUGAUCGUUUGGACAGUGCUCGUGGUGUAGCCCAGAAGCUGCAGGCAUUUGAGAUGUUCCUCGAACGAUUUCCUGAGUGGCGCGACAAGGUUGUGCUCAUUCAAGUCACCAGCCCCACCAGUCUUGAGGAAGAAAAAGAGGAGAGCAAGAUUGCAAGCCGGGUCUCUGGCUUAGUGUCUACUAUCAACGGCCGCUUCGGAUCGUUAAGCUUCUCUCCCGUCAAGUACUACCCCCAAUAUCUAUCUCAGAGCGAGUACUUUGCCCUACUGCGGGUAGCCGAUGUCGGUCUGAUUACGACGGUUCGAGAUGGCAUGAACACGACAAGUCUGGAAUACAUCAUUUGCCAACAAAACAACCAUAGUCCUCUUAUUCUCUCUGAAUUCUCCGGCACAGCAGGAGCUCUGUCAAGCGCAAUCCAUAUCAAUCCGUGGGACACCAUUGGUGUUGCAGAGACGAUAAACAAAGCAUUGACAGUAUCGUUGGAGGAGAAGAAGGACCAGCACUUGAAGCUUUACAAACAUGUCACGACAAAUACAGUUUCGGCCUGGGCUAAACAAUUCAUCUCUCGCCUGCUCACCAAUCUGUCCUCGUUCGAUCAAUCAGUGGCAACACCGGCUCUUGAUAGGAUCAAGGUGCUAAAGCAAUACCGUAAAUCUCGGAAGAGGCUUUUCAUGUUCGACUACGAUGGCACGCUCACACCGAUUGUCAAGGACCCCCAAUCUGCGAUUCCAUCGGAUCGUGUUUUGCGAUCGCUCAAAAGCUUGGCCGCCGAUCCACGAAACGCGGUCUGGAUUAUUAGCGGGCGUGACCAGGCCUUUUUGGACGAAUGGAUGGGUCAUAUUCCUGAAUUGGGGUUGAGCGCAGAGCAUGGUUGUUUCAUUCGGAUGCCGCACUCCGACACGUGGCAGAAUCUAGCUGAAACGACUGAUAUGGGGUGGCAAAGGGAGGUCAUGGAAAUCUACCAACACUUCACUGAGCGCACACAGGGCUCGUUUAUCGAAAGAAAAAAGGUAGCUUUGACUUGGCAUUACCGGCGAGCCGAUCCUGAGUAUGGGGCCUUCCAGGCGCGAGAGUGCCGAAAGAAGCUGGAAGAGGACGUAUCCAAGACCUGGGACGUCGAAGUUAUGGCUGGAAAGGCCAACUUGGAGGUCCGACCGAGAUUUGUGAACAAAGGCUUCAUUGCAAAGAGACUCGUGGACGCGUAUGGAACUGGACCGGGAAAGGUCCCCGAGUUCAUUUUCUGCUCUGGAGAUGACUUUACAGAUGAAGAUAUGUUCCGUGCCUUGAAGAAAUUUGAUCUCCCGGCAGAUCAUGUGUACACGGUCACUGUUGGUGCAAGCUCGAAACAAACAGAGGCAGGCUGGCACCUCCUGGAGCCUUCUGAUGUCAUCGAGACGAUCACGAUGCUCAAUAAUAGCAGCUCUUCCACUCCGGAGUAUUAA
This is a messenger RNA of Aspergillus calidoustus, 2739 nucleotides long. Lineage: Eukaryota; Fungi; Ascomycota; Eurotiomycetes; Eurotiales; Aspergillaceae. The record is from the annotation of a GenBank genome assembly.